AUGCAUUUCUCUACAUUAUUACUAGCUUCGGCCCUUUUCUUCGCAUUACACGUCCUUCUCCGGCUCGGACAAGCGACCUUCUCGUCUUUAAAGGAUAUUCCAGGUCCAUUCUGGGCUCGAUUCACAUCCCUUUGGUACUUCAACCGAGUACGCCAUGGAACCUUUGAGCAUGAGAAUAUCCGACUUCAUCAGCAGUACGGUCCCAUUGUGCGCCUUGCUCCAAACCAAUACAGUAUCAGUGACAUAUCCACAAUCAAGACUGUUUACGGUACUGGCUCGCAGUUCCCUAAGUCCGCCUGGUAUGAUGGUUGGAAACACCCAGCGCAAUGGACGGUAUUUACCGACCGAAACAUCAAAAGACAUUCGGAUACCCGCAAGCGGUUUACCAGUCUUUACUCCAUGAGCUCGCUUGUACACUAUGAGCCAUUUGUAGAUGAUUGCGCGGAAAUUUUCAAUCGCCGAUUGAUUGAGUUUACCGAAAGCAGAAAAUCAUUCAACCUUGGACACUGGUUUCAAUGCUAUGCAUUUGAUGUGAUUGGAAAUAUCACGUUCGGCGAACGAUUUGGAUUCCUUGACAAGGGUGAGGACAUUGACGGUGCGAUUUCCGCCGUCCAUAAGGUCAUGGUUUAUAGCACCAUGAUUGGAGUCUACCCAGAGUGGCAUCCCCGAUUGUUCGGACUGCUGAGUAAAUUCAAAUGGUCUGGUGCAAGCGGCCGAGCAUACAUCAGCGAAUUUGUAAGAGAGAAGGUUCGUCUUCACGAGGCGGAGUCCAAGGACACCGAGAAGGGUGAAUCAGAGCAUAUUCAAACACAGGAUUUUGUGGAAAAGUUACUCAUCGCGCGCAACAAGAACCCUGAAAAGGUAACUGAUUACCACUUAUUUAUCAUGGCUCAGUCAAACGUUACAGCUGGUUCAGAUACAACAGCGAUCAGUCUUUCUAGUAUUAUGUGGCAUCUUCUUCAGAACAUCGAGACACUGCAAAAAUUAAGGGCUGAGAUCGACGACUUCACAGCCCAAGGACUGUGCAGUGAAGAGGUUACAUUCAAGGAGAGCCAAGAGAUGCCAUACUUUCAGGCUGUCAUGAAGGAAGCAAUGCGAAUACACAGUGCAACUGGUCUGCCAAUGUGGCGAGAAGUCCCUGCAGGCGGUGCAGAGAUUCAUGGGCACUACUUCCCAGCUGGAACGAUCAUAGGAGCCAAUACUUGGGUAGCGCACUAUGAUGAUGGCGUAUUUCCCGAAGCGAAGAAGUUCCGCCCAGAGAGGUGGCUUGAGGCGGAGAGCAAUCCCGAUAAGUUGAAGGAGAUGAACCAGAUGUAUAUGCCGUUCGGCUUGGGGUCGCGAACAUGCCUUGGGAAGCACAUCUCAAUCUUGGAAAUGUCGAAGUUGAUCCCACGACUUGUUCGUGACUAUGACUUUACACCUCUCAGGAGUGACUGGAAAACGGAAAACUACUGGUUUGUCAAGCCGACAGAUUUUGAAGUCCAUGUACAGAAAAGAAUGAAGCCGACAGUAGUAGUAUGA
This is a messenger RNA of Penicillium manginii, 1521 nucleotides long. Its product is annotated as cytochrome P450. Gene Ontology annotation, molecular function: heme binding; iron ion binding; monooxygenase activity. The transcript has 4 exons. The record is from RefSeq and is a predicted model, not a curated record. Bases 1 to 1521 code for a protein of 506 amino acids. NCBI's taxonomy places the organism in Eukaryota, Fungi, Ascomycota, Eurotiomycetes, Eurotiales, Aspergillaceae.